CCUACAACAUUGAACAAACACCCCGCUUUCUCAGAGCUAGCCUGUCGAGCUCUAACAUACCUAGUACGUCAGCGUGUGGGAGAAGGAAAGUGAGCAUAGAGCAUAGAGCUUAGCAGCACAAGCUCUUUUGACGGCCCUCGGCUGAGAACGCCACCCCACCAAACUAAUCACGACGUCAAGCUCAACAAACCUCCCCUCCCCCUCUCCUUACGUCACACCACUGAGCUUCCUUUGAGCUCCUGCGACUUUUAAUUCCCAAACAGCAGUCCGGAACUGCUGAUUCAUUGAAGUCACAAUGUCGACCGAUAUGGAUUUCCAAGACAUCCAGGACCUGGAGGCUGCGCGAAAAGCCGCCGGUGCUGCUGCUACUAGCAGUGAUAAUGAAGAUGUCUUUGAAGAGGGCGUCGCCCCGAAAGAGGCUAAGACGGCGCAUCACAUUCGCGCAAAUAGCUCUAUCAUGCAUUUGAAGAAACUCCUCGUUGCCAACAGAGGUGAAAUUCCUAUUCGUAUUUUUAGAACUGCUCACGAAUUGUCACUACACACCGUUGCUGUUUUCAGUUAUGAGGACCGACUUAGCAUGCAUCGGCAGAAGGCCGAUGAAGCCUACGUCAUUGGUAAACGAGGUCAAUAUACGCCGGUCGGCGCUUACCUUGCCGGCGACGAGAUUAUCAAAAUUGCCUUGGAACAUGGUGUUCAGAUGAUCCAUCCUGGAUACGGAUUUCUUUCAGAAAAUGCCGAGUUUGCGCGAAACGUUGAGAAAGCUGGUCUCAUUUUUGUUGGCCCCUCUCCCGAUGUCAUCGAUGCCCUCGGUGACAAGGUUUCUGCUCGGAAACUUGCCAUUGCCGCGAAAGUUCCUGUUGUCCCUGGAACCGAAGGCGCGGUUGAAAGAUAUGAGGAGGUAAAGAAAUUUACUGACGAAUAUGGAUUCCCUAUCAUUAUCAAAGCCGCCUAUGGUGGUGGUGGCCGAGGUAUGAGAGUGGUGCGAGAACAAGGCAGUUUGAAAGAGUCCUUUGACCGAGCCACUUCCGAGGCCAAGACGGCUUUCGGUAAUGGUACGGUAUUCGUUGAACGCUUCUUGGACAAGCCCAAACACAUUGAGGUUCAGCUUCUCGGAGACAACCACGGAAACAUUGUACAUCUGUACGAGCGUGACUGCUCGGUCCAGCGGAGACAUCAAAAGGUGGUUGAGAUUGCGCCCGCCAAGGAUCUCCCCGCCGAGACCCGCGACAACAUUUUGGCCGACGCGGUGAAGCUGGCAAAAUCCGUAAACUACCGAAAUGCGGGUACCGCAGAGUUCUUAGUCGACCAGCAAAACCGUUACUACUUCAUCGAGAUCAACCCUCGUAUCCAAGUCGAACAUACCAUUACCGAGGAAAUCACCGGUAUUGAUAUCGUUGCGGCUCAGAUCCAAAUUGCCGCGGGUGCUUCGCUAGCUCAGCUCGGCUUAACUCAAGACCGAAUCUCUACGAGAGGAUUCGCUAUUCAAUGCCGUAUCACCACUGAGGACCCGUCUAAGCAAUUCCAGCCCGACACUGGAAAGAUCGAGGUGUACAGAUCCGCUGGUGGUAAUGGAGUGCGUCUUGAUGGUGGUAACGGAUUCGCUGGUGCGGUUAUCACGCCAUACUACGACUCCAUGUUGGUCAAGUGCACAUGCCACGGCUCAACCUACGAGAUCGCGCGCCGAAAGAUUCUUCGAUCUCUCAUCGAAUUCCGUAUUCGUGGCGUGAAGACAAACAUUCCCUUCCUUGCUUCGUUGCUGACUCACCCGACCUUCAUUGACGGUAACUGCUGGACUACAUUCAUCGAUGAUACACCUCAGCUGUUCGACCUUAUCGGCAGUCAGAACCGUGCACAGAAGCUGCUAGCUUACCUCGGUGACAUCGCCGUCAACGGAAGCAGCAUCAAGGGUCAAAUCGGCGAACCUAAGUUCAGGGGCGAUAUCAUUCUUCCCGAGCUUUUCAAGGAUGAUGGCUCGAAACUUGAUGUCUCCGAGCCUUCCAAGAAGGGAUGGAGACAAAUUCUCCUUGACCAAGGCCCGAAGGGAUUCGCCAAGGCUGUUCGCCAAAAUAAGGGUUGCCUGCUGAUGGACACUACAUGGCGUGAUGCUCAUCAAUCUUUGCUAGCUACCCGUGUACGGACAAUUGAUCUCCUAGGUAUUGCAAAGGAGACGAGCCAUGCCCUUUCCAACCUGUACAGUUUGGAAUGCUGGGGUGGUGCUACUUUCGAUGUCGCCAUGCGUUUCCUCUACGAAGACCCGUGGGACCGCCUCCGCAAGAUGCGCAAGGCCAUCCCAAACAUUCCCUUCCAGAUGCUUCUGCGAGGAGCAAACGGUGUGGCUUACGCUUCACUCCCCGACAACGCUAUUGACCACUUCGUGGAGCAAGCGAAGAAGAACGGUGUUGAUAUCUUCCGAGUGUUCGACGCCUUGAAUGACAUCAACCAGCUCGAAGUCGGUAUCAAAGCUGUACAGAAGGCUGGUGGUGUGGCCGAGGGAACCGUUUGCUACAGCGGAGAUUUCCUAAACCCCAAGAAGAAGUAUAACCUUGAGUACUACAUAGACCUAGUAGACAAGCUGGUAGCCCUAGACAUCGAUGUUCUUGGAAUCAAAGAUAUGGCUGGUGUGCUGAAGCCUCGCGCUGCCACCCUUUUGAUCGGCGCCAUCCGAAAGAAGUAUCCUGAUCUUCCAAUCCACGUCCAUACUCACGACUCUGCUGGCACUGGUGUUGCUUCCAUGGUUGCUUGUGCUCAAGCGGGUGCGGAUGCCGUCGAUGCCGCCACAGACAGUCUCUCUGGUAUGACUUCUCAGCCUAGCAUCAAUGCUAUCAUCGCAUCACUUGAGGGCAGUGAACAUGAUCCCGGCCUAAACCCCGCUCAUGUUCGUGCCCUGGACACCUAUUGGUCUCAACUUCGUCUUCUAUACUCACCUUUCGAGGCUCACCUUAUUGGACCUGACCCCGAGGUAUACGAGCACGAAAUUCCUGGUGGUCAGCUUACCAACAUGAUGUUCCAAGCAUCUCAACUUGGUCUUGGCUCUCAAUGGGCUGAAACUAAGAAGGCUUACGAACAAGCCAACUACCUUCUUGGCGACAUUGUCAAGGUUACGCCAACUUCGAAGGUGGUUGGUGACCUGGCCCAGUUCAUGGUUUCGAACAAGCUUUCGCCUCAGGAUGUUGUCGAUCGCGCUGGUGAGCUCGAUUUCCCCGGUUCGGUUCUCGAAUUCCUUGAAGGCAUGAUGGGUCAACCGUACGGUGGGUUCCCCGAACCUCUACGUUCGAGGGCCCUCAGAGACCGCCGCAAGUUCGAUAAGCGACCUGGUCUUUAUCUCGACCCCGUCGACUUUAAGAAGACGCGUUCUGAGCUUGUGCAAAAAUGGGGACAGGUUAGCGAAACGGACGUCGCUUCCUUCCUCAUGUACCCCAAGGUCUUUGACGACUACAGGAAGUUUGUACAGAGAUUCGGCGACCUCUCCGUCUUGCCGACAAAGUAUUUCCUCUCGGCGCCUCAGAUUGGCGAAGAAUUCCAUGUGGAGCUAGAAAAGGGCAAGGUCCUGAUCCUGAAGCUGUUGGCUGUCGGACCUCUAUCUGAGAAUACCGGUCAACGAGAGGUGUUCUACGAGAUGAACGGUGAAGUUCGUCAAGUUACCGUUGAUGACAAGAAGGCUAGCGUUGAGAACGUCAGCCGACCAAAGGCUGAUCUUGGCGACUCUAGCCAGGUUGGCGCACCAAUGGCCGGUGUCUUGGUUGAGUUGAGAGUCCAUGAAGGAUCUGAUGUCAAGAAGGGAGAUCCCCUCGCUGUACUCAGCGCUAUGAAGAUGGAAAUGGUUAUUUCAGCUCCCCACAACGGUAAGGUAACAGGUCUUCAAGUCAAAGAAGGCGACUCGGUCGAUGGAUCGGACUUGGUGUGCAAAAUCGCAAAGUCUUAAGUAUAGUUCGCUUACUAAAUUGGAUGGCUCAUGGGAAUUCAAGAGUGGAGUAACGGUAUGGGUUACUGACGAGGGUUUGGCUGGAGUGUUUAAGGGACGGGAGAUUAGAACAUAAGGAUUGGAGCGGAAUUCUCUCAACGCGUAUGGCUUUGAUUUACUCCUAAGUUUUCUCUUUCACUCACGAGAGUACAAAAUAUUCAGGUACACCGCAUGUGCCUAGUCUUUGCAUCCACAAAUAUCAUUAUCAAAUUCAUCAUCUAUCGCUAUCUCUCUGUGCUCUGUUUUGCUACAAACAAUCU
Messenger RNA from Annulohypoxylon maeteangense, 4221 nucleotides. Its product is annotated as pyruvate carboxylase. Gene Ontology annotation, biological process: pyruvate metabolic process; gluconeogenesis. The record is from RefSeq and is a predicted model, not a curated record. The transcript is spliced from 11 exons. Gene Ontology annotation, molecular function: metal ion binding; pyruvate carboxylase activity; ATP binding. Gene Ontology annotation, cellular component: cytoplasm. Bases 296 to 3922 code for a protein of 1208 amino acids. Lineage: Eukaryota; Fungi; Ascomycota; Sordariomycetes; Xylariales; Hypoxylaceae.